Messenger RNA from Engraulis encrasicolus (European anchovy), 2536 nucleotides. It is a transcript of the gene rab24, whose product is annotated as RAB24, member RAS oncogene family. Gene Ontology annotation, biological process: intracellular protein transport. The transcript is spliced from 9 exons. The record is from RefSeq and is a predicted model, not a curated record. NCBI's taxonomy places the organism in Eukaryota, Metazoa, Chordata, Actinopteri, Clupeiformes, Engraulidae. Gene Ontology annotation, molecular function: GTP binding; GTPase activity. Gene Ontology annotation, cellular component: endomembrane system; endocytic vesicle; endosome.
CGUACAUGCUGAUGCGCAGGGAGAAAACACUUUUUUUCUAGACCUGAAAACGCUGCUUCACCAACUAACAUGGUUGAACUUGUCAAAGGAGGAGACCACCAACCAAUCUGUUCAUCCUAGGCUGCAAUCAUUGUUUUCAUCAUCUGAAUAUACCUGUUGAAAAUGUGGAGUCAACGUUAACGCUCGCUGCUUCCGUUGUCAGUUUGCACAAGGCAGUUUUUUGACAGUUUAUUAGCUCGAAGCUAGAGCUAGCAAAGAAAGGUUUCAACCCCUGUCAUUGGAAGGGACAAAGUUGGCUGACCAUGACUGCGAUGCGUGUGGAUGCCAAGGUGGUUAUGCUGGGGAAGGAGAGUGUUGGAAAAACUAGUCUAGUUGAACGUUAUGUUCACCACCGUUUCCUUGUUGGACCCUAUCAAAACACUAUUGGAGCUGCAUUUGUUGCCAAGCCAACCCAUGUGGGGGAUAAACUUAUAACUCUAGGAAUAUGGCUGAGUCUCAUGUUCUCAUGUUAGCAUGACACCGCUGGUUCAGAACGCUAUGAAGCAAUGAGUCGGAUCUACUAUCGCGGAGCACGGGGAGCCAUUGUAUGCUAUGACCUCACAGACAGCAGCAGUUUUCAGCGCGCUCAAUUUUGGGUGAAGGAGUUGCAAAACUGUGAAGAGCACUGUAAAAUCUACCUGUGUGGCACUAAGAGUGACCUAAUUGAAGCGGACCGAGGGUUACGCCAGGUGGACUACCACGAUGUACAGGACUUUGCAGAUGAGAUUGGGGCUCAACAUUUUGAGACUUCUAGCAAAUCUGGAAACAAUGUUGAUGAGCUCUUUCAGAAGGUGGCGGAGGACUACAAUAGCUCAUCCUUUGAGGUCAUGCCAGAGGAGAGAGGAGUGGACCUGACCAAGGGGAAGGACUCGUAUUUCUAUUCCUGCUGUCACAACUAACUGACUGAUCCCAUCUAUCUAUCCAGCCGGUUGAAGCAGAACUCCCCAAAGAGGGCCAAGUCCACGCCCUGGACCUUAACAAUUGGCAUCUUUUUUUAACAACGACGAUGACACCUACAACUACUACUACUACAACAACAACAACAACAAAAUGCUGCCAUGAUCGUUUUUGUGCCAAGCAACAAACUCACCCCCCCCCUCCCUCCCCCUCAAGUCAUCAUAGACAGGCACCAGGUGGUGAAACAAAACAUGGUACCUUGACAUCAGCACAGUCUCUUGCUCUAAUGAAGUCAAAUCCCCUUUCGUGGGUGCCUGUGUACAAGUGAGGAGAAGGGGGUAUUAUUAUACAGGAGACGGCCCGGUGUCCCUGAGCUGAGAGUGGUCCUAUGCACGGUACCUUCCCCACCCUCUCCAGUGCCCCCCACCCCCCUUCACCUCUUACAGGGUGGGCACAUACACGUCUACUGGACACAGUUCUCUUUGCUCUCACGGCAUUCGUCCGUUCUUCAACUGGAAAUGCCUUCUGCUCUACAGAGUUAUAGUGUUCUUGUUUUCAUGUUUGUUUGUUUGUUUGUUUGUUUUUUGGGGGGGAUUUUUCAUCUAUUAUAUCGGAUGCUAUUUAUGUUGGGGUUUUUUUUUUUUUUUGGUCCUCUGAUACUUGAGUGACAUUCCGGAAGUCAUUCAGUAAGUUUCUUGGUCAAUCAUCUAACACGCACUACCGUUUUUUUUCUCCAUUAACUCAGACUGCCUCAUAAAAAAGAAAAUCAUAUCCUCAUAACGAAAAGCUCUGAGCUGGAAUGUCUUGCUUUCCCGAGCCACAGAAGUAAGGACAGAGAUAAGGAGACAAUCUUAUUUCUGUAUAAAAAAAAGGCUGUGCAUCUUUAUCGUUUACUUUUUUUGUGGUGUAAAGGGUUUUUUGCACACAGAUCCUGUACCAAAUUUAUCUUGCACAGCUAACACGGAGCAUAAAGAUUGAACAGCAUUUUUUAAAAAUUCAUUUUGAAAGAUUGUGGUGGUUCAUGUUUACAAUGUUUUUAAGUGGCCUGUUUUUAUUUAUUAUCUUUGCAAGUGUACUUUUUUUCAAGCGGCUCUCAGGUCUGUUCUUGUCUGAAAGUGAUGGGAAAAGUUCUGAUGUGCUUUUGGCAUAGAGUUGAAUGAAAUGAAAUGAAAUGAAGGAUUUGAAAUGCCCGAGUGUGAAGAACUAUGUGUGCCUCUAGAAAAGCAUCAUUAAGGUUUUUCCCCACGCAAAUAAUUUACAAGCAUGUUGAUUCGUCCCAUGCGUAGAGGUAGCGUGACGUUAAGACCUGGAAUGCAGUGCAGUAAAUUUGCAGGUAGCUCGCCCAUACCAUACAGAGGGGGUUAAAGCCCUUGAGAAUGUUAUCUGCGGUUUUGUAACAGUAGUCAAGUAGUGCAACCACCUCUAAUGGCACUAUUGCAUGGAUUAAAUUAUUUGUUGCUGGAUUAUGUAGAAAUCACCUAUUCUAUGUAAAUGAAGUGUGUUGUACAGUUAUGUAUGUACCAACUUCACACCCAAUAGUGGUGUUGGUUGCAGUUGCAGGAGUGGCGUCUGCUUCUAAAACAACGUGAAUGACCCUCAU